GGCGCCGAGGGCGGGCUGUGAGUCAGUAAAUCUUGGUGACAGCUCGUGACCAUCUCCUUCCCAAGCUUCUGGGUGUCUGUCCCCUCAGGUCUUGUGGUCUUAGCUGUAAGGGGGAAGGGCGUGGGACGGUUCUGAUCUGACACUCUGGAGGAAGGAAGAGGCGCCAACUUCGACGGUGUGAGCACCGAGCGCCUUGAGAAGGAGUUACUGGAAGAAAUCCAUCUGAAGUGGUGAAUGGAGUUUGUUGUGAGACACAACUUGAACUGAAUGAUCAACUAGAAAAGCAAAUUGUCUCUCUAGAAGACAAAAUGGAAAAAAUCUGUGGAAAUCCUUCAGAUAGAUUGUCUUCCAUUUGUGUCUAUGAAAAAAUAUCAGUGGCUUACCACAAGACCAACAAUGAGUGCCUUACAUACUUAGCUGAAAUGUCUCAGGUCUCUGACUCAUACCAAGUUUCUAAAAGGCAACAGAUGGAUCAACUGCCUAGAAUGAAAAAGAAUUUAGUGAAAAUGAACUGCCCAACUAUUUUCCAGGAUGCCCUCCAAGUGAAUCAGUGUGGCACGCCCUGCCCUGACGUCAGCGUCAGAGCCCUGCAUCCAGAGUUACAGUGUCACUUUGGUGUAGCUCCACAUUUUCUUGCAAAGACUUGUGGAUGUUUAGCAGCAAGCAUCCCUGACUUCUACCCAUUAGAAGCCAGUUGUGACAACCAAAAUGAUGUCUCCAGACCAGGAAAGAUGGCCUCAAGAUUUUUAGCGCAGCCUGAGGCGAGGCGGUGCUUCCGCUUUCUCCUGGCUGAGUGUGGCAGUUCUACUAAGGCCUGGUGCUGUGACCUCUCCGAGUGCGGGACAGGGACUGGGCCUGGGGCUGUGGGAGAGCAGCGGGCCACUGACGGGGCUACCAAGGUCCCCCAGGGCACCCUGGACAGCCCCUCCCCCAGCCCAGAUCCGGCGGGGCCCCUUGGAGCAGCCUGCAGCCUCCCCAGGUGCUCAGUCCGCGGCUGCGUGGCCACUUUAAGGCGAGUCAGGGCCGGAGCGCCCACAGCUGCGGCCCGGGAGAGCCAUCAGCACCAGCUCUGCCCGGCGGCCGACUUGGCGGCUCCCUCGGCUGCGGUGAGGCUGCCCCAGGACCCGGUUCGUGGGCAACAGGCCAUGGCGGCCUCAAUUAUUGGCCCGAAGGGCGGUCGAGUCUCAGGCCAGGCAAAAAUAGACCUCUUAUUAGUUGGAGAUGUCACUGUUCAGUACCUGGCUGAUAUUGCCCAGAGAUCCUUUUCAAAUAUUGCAAAAGUCUUCGUAACCAUCAGGGAUGUGGAGGGGGCAGCAGCACUUCUGGAAGAUUGUGCCUUUGACGUGGUUUUCUUGAAGAUGACUUCUUUACCACCUGCUUUCGAGGCAGAAGCUACCAAACUAAUUAGAUCUGGCAAGAAGAAAAAUAUACAUUUGCUGUUUGUUUUCAUAAUCCCCGAAAACUUCAAAGGUUGUGUUUCAGGGCAUGGAGCAGAUGUUACUUUAACUGAACCACUGACAAUGGAAAAAAUGAGUAUUGUGGUAAAAUACUGGAAAAAAUAUUUCUCAAAUAUUGUUAAGAAUGAAUCUUCUUUGAAGCCUGAAGAACCUGGAUUACCCAUGCAGAAGUCCUGCAGUGAACACUUGGGAUAUUUUUCUACUGAUAUAUUUGCUUGCUCUGAAUUGCUAAGAAGUGACACUGGGCUUGAAUUAAAGGCUCAAUUGCCAGAUUUUGAGAAAAGCAGAAGGGUUUCUCUUCUUCAUUCAAGCAAGGAAAAGUGGAGAAGAGAACGAAUCAAGUAUUGCUGUGAGCAGCUACGUACUCUGUUGCCAUAUACAAAAGGGAGAAAGAAUGAUGUGGCUUCGAUUCUUGAGGCAACAGUUGAUUAUGUGAAGUACAUCCGGGAGACAAUCCCUCCAGCCGUUAUGGCCCAGAUUACAGAAGUACUUCAGAACAAUACACGGUUUUGUAAGAGACAAGUAUCCAUCCAGCUGUCCCUCCCAGGUCCAGUCGUGGCACAAAGGGAAAAUGAUGUGUUGACAAGCACUUACUCACCUGUGAGAGAGAUCAGAUUCCUGGCUAAUAAGUGUGUGAAUGUGUACUCUGUUCCUGCCUCAGGGGAUGCCCUGGAUAACGCUCUGAGAGGUCAGUCCAGCUCUACUUCAGAGAAUGCAAUCGAUGAUAUGUAUAAAACUCGAAUUCCCAGCAAAGCUCUCUCUCUUAAUUCCUUCCAUGCUGUCAGAUACUAUUCUAAAGUCCCUUCCUAUGAUGCAGCUGCUGUAACAAAUCAGAACAUUUCAGUUCAUUUUCCAUCAGCUGUGCCCAAAGUCUCAAAGUUUAUUCCUGAGCACUGCAAUUCUGUGCUGGGCCAGACGUGCUCAGCACAUCCCAACUGUCUGCAACAGUUUUGGGCAUAUUAAUAGCACAUGUUUGAAAUUCACACUCUAGACCACCUGUUGAGUGCAGUUUGACAAUAAAGGAAGAAUGGAACAAAGAACGAUCUUGAAAGCUACACCCAGAGACCUAAUAUCAAAAGAGUUUGCACUGUAUGGCUUCUGAUAAAUGUGCUAAAAGCUUCUGCAGAUAGAUAGCAAAACUGCUAGCCACUCGCUUUCACUUAAUCUCAUGUAUACUUGGAUCUCCCCCAGCCAGAGCACUAGAAGAACAGAUGGCCUGGUGACCUAGACUUUGUUUUUUCCCCCCUCGAAGAAUAUUCCACAGUAAAUUUAUGACCUGCUACAAAGAAGGUCCAGGUACAGUUGAUAAAUUGGUAAGAUUAGGGAGGUGCUUUGCUACUCCAGCCUCAUUGAGUAUAGAGGUUACAACCUGAUCCCUAUUUUUAGUAUCACUGAAUUACUGUCACUCAUUCUAGGUGGUAUCUUUCUGGAUUUGACGUCUUAGAGAGCUUCCUCCACUAGGCACCAUCCCACCUAAGAUCUCUCAGUUCAACAGAGGUGUUUAUCUCCUUACUUGACCACUAACAAAUAAACUGAUGUGUUUGUUUUUGCAUUUGUAAAUCCCUUGAGUGAAAUGAUAGCUAAUAGGUGGCUUUUUCUUUCUGGAUCUUCAGCUAUAGGCUUUCUUUGUUAUUCAUCUCUUCCUCCCUAUUGAUAUUAGAAAAGGGGAUAUUAGAAAAAACUCCUGAAAAUAAGGGGAGAAAAAUAUUUGUUUUAUAUUUCACAAAAUGUUCUUUUAUUUAUAUAUAUAUAUAUAUAUAUGUGUGUGUGUGUGUGUAUAUAUAUAUAUAUAAUGUUUUAUUGUCAAAGAAAAUACUUAGUUUUGACCCUGAAAAUGGUAGUCCAUUUUUGUUUUGUUUAAUAAAUACGUGUUCCCUUUUUUAGUAGUGCAAUAUAGGGAAUUUAAUUUUACUAGAUUUUUGAGAAGUUUAAAAAUUACUUUAGGCAUAGCCUAAUUUUCAUGUUAAAUUGUAUAACGUUUUUUUCAGGAUGCCAUGAUAAUGGAACCUGUAGAUGUUUGACCAACUUUAUCUUUAUAAAGUAACUACAAGCUUCCAACUAA
Molecule: messenger RNA, 3519 nt
Organism: Suricata suricatta (meerkat)
Lineage: Eukaryota; Metazoa; Chordata; Mammalia; Carnivora; Herpestidae
Product: spermatogenesis- and oogenesis-specific basic helix-loop-helix-containing protein 2-like
Exons: 19
Coding region: 309-2420 (703 amino acids)
Biological process (GO): spermatogenesis; regulation of DNA-templated transcription
Cellular component (GO): nucleus
Molecular function (GO): RNA polymerase II cis-regulatory region sequence-specific DNA binding; DNA-binding transcription factor activity, RNA polymerase II-specific; protein dimerization activity
Source: RefSeq, a predicted model, not a curated record